Messenger RNA from Dentiscutata erythropus, 633 nucleotides. Lineage: Eukaryota; Fungi; Glomeromycota; Glomeromycetes; Diversisporales; Gigasporaceae. The record is from the annotation of a GenBank genome assembly.
AUGCAACGAGUUCAUGAGUCUGAAGAGCGUAGUGGUCAUACACCCCCUCCCCCCUAUACGCUGGUUGACCAGUUCACUGGUGGUAGUACGACCCAGACCCAACAACAACAUUCUCAAAAUCCUCACCCGGAAAAUUUACCAGACUCAGACUUUCGUCUGGCUCAAAAACUUCAGGACGAGGAAUAUGUUCGUUGGACAGAAACUAAUCGGCAGCAGGAUCUGGUAUCCAGCGUUGGUGAAUCAUCUAUCGACCAUUUCCAUUCACGAGCAAUUCCUCCUAUACCUGAAAAUUAUCGAUGUAAUCAUUAUAUUCCUUAUCAAAGCAACCCAACUCAACACCUACAACAACAAUAUCCAAUAAUUUAUGCAUCGCCAAAUCAACCUCCCUUACCCUAUAAUCAAUCCGAUCCCUAUAUCAAUAACGGAGGUGGACAAUAUUAUGGAAGUUUGAAUCAAGAUCGAUCUGGUUACUAUCAAUUACCACGCUCUCAUCCAUAUUAUAAUAAUUAUCAAACCACACAACUACCAGCUUCAUACCAUGCUGUUGAGGAGGAAGAUAAUUCUGGAUGUCUGACUGGAUUGUUCUUUUGGCCAUCAAACACAAAUGAUAUUAUUUGGUGGAAUGAUUAUUAA